AAUAUUUACGUCUUUCAGAAACCCUAAAGCCCUAAACCACUCACUAGGUUUUAGCGGCACAAGUUUUCAACCGGUUCUCUUUCCUCCACCCACAAACCCCCAAAUCAAUGGCGUGCACCAUUGAUUUCCGGCGCCUCGACGAAGGAUUUGGUGGAAAAACCGCCAAGCGUAAGCGCGAAGCUCAAUCUCUCGCCUCUGAAACUGCUCAAAAUGAUUCAUCGAUGGAGGUUGACAACCAAAUCGACAAUCCACCAGCAAAAAGAGCUGCCGUUUCAUCCUCAGACGAUCCUAACACGCCAGUUUUUGGGAAGCCAACAUACGACGGAGUAAUCGCGGGUAGAGUUUCCGGCAGAAACUGGAAGCAGCCGAGGAAGCACCGGUCAUCAGCGAUGGGGGUGAGUCGGAAGCCGGCUUCGUUGGAGCAGAAGAAGAGGGACAAAGAGUUGAAGAAAGCGUUUAAAGAGAGGAAGGAUGAGUUGAAGGAAGAGAUUCGGCAGCAUAAGAUUGAGAAGAGGAAGAAGAAAGAGGAGAGAGAAAAGAAGAAGCAAGAGAACAUUUUGAAAUCUGGUACCAAACUUCAGAAGAUUACAAACCCUAAAACUCUUCAGAAGAUUGCUAAAUCUAAGCACCGCAAGCAGCUCAAGGUUGUUUCUGAUGAUCUUCUCAGGAAGUAGAUUAGCUUAUCUGUCUAAUUAAGAAUUGAUAGUCUUUUUUCGUGUAAUUUUUUAAAUUCAUCGAAUUUUGGGUUAAAAUGUACGCUCGUCUCAUAGAAGAUCCUGGGUUGAAAUGCAAAUUUUGUUCUGAAAAA
Molecule: messenger RNA, 808 nt
Organism: Spinacia oleracea (spinach)
Lineage: Eukaryota; Viridiplantae; Streptophyta; Magnoliopsida; Caryophyllales; Amaranthaceae
Product: rRNA-processing protein CGR1
Exons: 1
Coding region: 108-674 (188 amino acids)
Cellular component (GO): nucleolus
Source: RefSeq, a predicted model, not a curated record